AUGAAAAGUGAAGACAAUGGAAGUUUUGCAAGUAUUCCUGGUUAUUACUACGAUAAAAAAAAAAAUAGAUACUUCCUUAUUGACAAUGAACUAAAAAAAAAACUAAAAAAGGAAGAGUUUAAUAAUUUAAUAAAUGAGGCAAAAAAAAAAAACCAUAAAAAUAAAGGUGAAGAAAAUGAAUAUAUUAAAAAAUUUCAUAAAAUUCAUGGAAUAAAAGAAAUGAAAAAGAAAAAGAAAAAUAUAAAUGGGAGUAAAUUGAAUAUAAAAAAUAAUGAUAAUGAAAAAUGUGCAAUUUUAGACAAAAAUCAUAAUUCUUCAAAUAAUAUAGAAAAAAAUCUACAACUAAUAAAUAAUGAAAUAAUAUUUUUAAAAAAAAGUAUAUCAGAAAAUCAAAACAUAUAUAAUGUAAUUAAAUCAAUACGAAAUUGUCAUUUUAAAGAAGAUUCAAUUUUAAGUUUACCACCUGUUUUCAUUAAUAUUAACAACUGUGAGUAUAUUUCGGUAGAGGAUUUAUGUGAACUUCAAUUAGACAAUCAAUCAUUUUAUCAGAAAAAGAAAGACACGGAUAUAAAGACACCUAAUAUUUUAAACAUAAAAAGGAGUGAUAGUUCUCCAAUUUUUUUAAACGAUUUUAAAUGCUUUAAUCCAAAUAAAAAAACAUUAGAUGAAAAUAAUAAAAAAGAUAAACCUCAGAUAUCCCAAUAUCCUAACAAUGAAUUAUAUGAUGGGACUAAACAAAAUCAAAAUCAAAGCAUAGCAUAUAAUUCCAAAUCUGAUGAAAGUUUUAAAAAUGUUUAUAAUAAUCAAACUAAAAAUUACUCAUAUCUAAAUUCAUUGCCUUUAAAAAGUGAAGCAUCCAUAGAAUAUCAUAGCAUAGAAAAAAGCUUAUUAGUUCCAAAGCUAUAUGGCCGAACUUACGAAAAAAUAAAUUCUUAUAAUAUAGAAAACUUAAAGUCAAAAAUAACUGCAAAUAGAUAUAAAGCAAACUUUUAUUAUUUCUAUAAUAAUAGUACAAAUUAUAGUAGUAUGAAUUCCAUAAACUAUAAUGAUAGUUACAAUAUGAUUUUAUCUGAAAAUCAAAAUGGUGAAGAUAUUAAUAACAAUGGAAAUGAUAAUAAUGGUGUGAGUAAUAUUGAGUGGAAUCCAUUACCUAAUACUCAAGAUGAUAUGAUUUAUCAAGAAUCUCACAACUAUUUUGAAAAUAACACAGAAGCAGGAACUACGGAUGAAAUAACAAAUGAAGCACGGGUUUCGAAAUCUUAUAAACCUUCUGAAUCUUUUUUUCACUUAUUUAGUAAUCCUUUAUAUGAAGAUAUGAUUUUUAGCACUAGUAAAGAAAACAAUUUUUCUUUUAGUUUAGGGGCUAUUGAUUUAAAAAAGUUUCUAAAUAAAAAUAAUAAAUCAUUUAUGGAUAAUAUAAUUCAUGAAAAUGCUUAUUAUAAUUCGGAAACAAAUCAUUUAUGUAGUUAUUCGAAGGAACAAACCGAAUUGUUAUGUACUUCUCCACAAAUUUUGUCCCAUUUUACAAUUUUUAAUGAAGAGUAUGUUGCUUACUCGUCAUACCCAAAUACAAAAGACGAUAAAUGUUUGUUAUUUUUAUUAAGUAUAGAAUCCUUUUUUCAAAGUGCUCCAAAAAUUGAAACUAUUAAUUUUCAAACUGAAAUAAAUUAUUUUAAAUUAUUUCCAUCCAUAGAAACGAGCUAUUCUAUGAAUGAAAAUUAUUAUAAUAAUAAUGAUAUGAAUUUGUCUUCAAAUUCUGAGUAUGCAUAUCAUUAUAAUAAUGAACUCGAUAAAAUUUUUAUCUGUGGAUCAUAUCCAUGUUUUAGUUUUAGUACAAUAAAAGAUUCUACUCCCUAUUGUAUAUGGGACAGUAAAAAACUUAAAGUUCAUGAUUUACUAUUAUUGAAUGAAGGGUCCACAAGUUAUAUUGAUAACAUAUUGAAUUCAAAAAGGUACACAAAUCCAAUCCAUUUAACACAUGGAAACAGCUCUCAAACAGUUAUCAAGGCUUGUUCCAAAAAAGGGAAAGAAAAAAAAAAAAAUGAAACUGAAAAAGGAAAAAAACAUGAAAGUAAUAAACCUUCAAGCCAAUCUAAAAAAAUACAACCAAAUCACCAUUGUAAUAAUACAACAAAACGAAAAAACGAUAAUAAACGAAAGAAUUCAACUAAAGAUUCAAGGAGUGAGGAUUAUACUGAUGAAGACAUAAAUAAUAAUAAAUAUGAAUUUUCAAAAAAAGGAAAUAAUAAUUCUACUGAAAAAAAUAACUGUAAUCGCUCAAGUAAAAAUAAUUCCCCCAAAUCAAGUUUAUUACACUCAAACGAAAAAUCGAAAAACAAACAUAAUACACCUUAUAAUCCACACUCACCAAACUAUGUUAAAUGCAACUACAACGAUAAUAAAAAAAAAGGAAUAUGUUGUGAAAAUAUAAAAAAAACAAACAACAACAUAUUUUUAUUAUGUAAUACGGAAUAUUUAUAUUUGUGUGAUCUAAGAUGUAAUGUUUUAAAUACGAUAUCCAAAUUAAAACCGAAUGAAGGAUAUGUAAAUAAACUUUAUUCGUUAAAUAACAAUUAUCAAUAUAUUUUAUCUAAAACUAAUAAUCAUAUAGGACUAUAUGAUAUGCGUUACAUCCCUUAUAAAUGCAAUGAUGAACUAAAAAGUAAUUUAGUUGUUUCCUAUGACCGAUUUAUAAAUAAUGAUAACUUAAAAAAACACCUUAAUUAUUUUUAUGUUAUAGAUAAUGAACAGUUUAUAGUUUCACUUGAUACAUAUACAAAUGCUGUACAUAUAUACGACAUUAUGAAUACCGCAAAUAAAAUUAUAAAUUUAGAUGGGCAUGAGCAUUCAAAAGAUAAUACCUUACAUAGUUAUAUAAAUUUAUCAAGAAUACCUUAUAUAUAUACGUCUCCUGAAAAUGAAGAUUAUUAUUAUAAUUAUUAUAAAAAAAAAGCUAAUGAAACAAAAGCUACUGAUAGCAAACAUACAAAUCAUUUAAAUCCCUUAAAAUCCUAUCCCAAAAAGGACUUAUUCAUAGGAUUAAAUGUUCAGUCAAUUUUACCUCUUUUUUAUGUUAAACAAAAAUAUUGUAAAUAUAAUUUUAUUUCAAUAAAUAAAGGGGGAUUUAUUUGUACAAUUAAUAUAUAG
Molecule: messenger RNA, 3147 nt
Organism: Plasmodium vinckei vinckei
Lineage: Eukaryota; Apicomplexa; Aconoidasida; Haemosporida; Plasmodiidae
Product: conserved Plasmodium protein, unknown function
Exons: 1
Coding region: 1-3147 (1048 amino acids)
Source: RefSeq, a predicted model, not a curated record